Molecule: messenger RNA, 2347 nt
Organism: Gadus chalcogrammus (walleye pollock)
Lineage: Eukaryota; Metazoa; Chordata; Actinopteri; Gadiformes; Gadidae
Gene: pih1d2
Product: PIH1 domain containing 2
Exons: 5
Coding region: 125-1138 (337 amino acids)
Biological process (GO): box C/D snoRNP assembly; rRNA processing
Cellular component (GO): cytoplasm; R2TP complex; ribonucleoprotein complex
Source: RefSeq, a predicted model, not a curated record
CCCAACGACGCUGCACCGAGCCGCAGUGUAUCACCUCAUCCGACGACACUUUUUUUUAUAGCUAGCGUUUUUUUAUAGCUCAUCAUUUAAACAUCCUUUAUUAUUGAGCCUAACUUUGACAGAUAUGUCGUCAAAAGACGUCGUACAGCAGGCCCAGCAGCUGUGGUCGAUGCUGGACGACAUGUCUCAGGACGACCCCCAGGCCUACCAAACAUUCAUCCAGAAGCACAUGAAGGAGGGUCUGGAGUUCAGCAGCCCGCCCCAGGUCCACUCCUGUGUACGGACGGACAUACUGGGACCGAAAAAGGGAGUUUUAUACGUCAACAUCUGCGGCUGGAAACGAGUCCCCGCGGCCCAGGAUCCCAGUAAACCAGUACCAGUAUGUGGAGGGAGACUGGAAACACACACGGACCCCGAUGGAGAGAGCUACACCGUGCUGGACGUAGCCUUCAGCCCCUCGGAGCUCCGGCGGUCUGAGCAGUGCCGGGGCGGUGGAGGGGGAGGAGGGGAGCUGGACCCCCAGGUCUAUCUGCUGGCCCUGAGCUUCGCCCAGAGGCAGCACGGCCUGAGUUUAUCCGAGCGGUACCGGAUCCACAGCGCCGGCCCCAGGGGGAGCCGGGAAGACGUGCAGCAGCGCCUCGAAUGCCGGAAGCAGCCCGGCAGCAGGCCCGCCCCCGGAGGCGCCCACGGUCCUGACGCAGUGUCUUCCCCGGCCUCCCUCCUGCAACACAUCUCCUCCCUCCGCCUGGAGGACACAGAAAACCAGUCAUCGGAGAUCGUGAUCGGGCCAACAGCUGCAGCAGCAGAACCAGAGCAGAAUAAGAACAAGAAGGCUCUAAUCCAGGUGAUCUCCAGCUCGUAUGCGCCCCUGCAGCCCCAGACCCCCCACUACCAGCUGCUGGUGAUCCCAGGAGGCGGGAUCGGGUCCCGCGGCACAGUGGAGCUGACAGUCGAGCUCCCAAGGGUGCUCUCCGUGUCCGAGUGUCAGCUCAGCGUCUCCCAGACCGACGUCCUCCUGGAGGUGGAAGACCUCUACCUUCUCCUGGUGGAGCUGCCGGAGGCGGUGGACGAGGACAGCGCCUCAGCCACCUUCAACAGGAAGAAGAGGAGGCUGACCGUGAGGCUGGAUGUUCUCUGAGACGGCAGACAGUCAGAAGAGACCGGAGACCUCCUCAAAGAACGGCGUCUGACCGUAAAGCUGGAAUUCUCUGAGGCAGCGGACGAUCAGAGGCGACCAGAGACCUCCUUAUGGAGCGCAGGCUGACCUUGAGGCUGGUUGUUCUCUGAGACAGCGGAAACCAGAGAUUUCCUUAAAGAAAAGUCUGGGAAUCAGCCCACAUAGAAACGCCUGGUGGUGGAAAAAGAUAUGUCGAGGAGAGCCGAGGAAUCUUUUGGCGAGGAGAAGUCUCCAGAGACGCUUUGAUUAAAAGACACGCCGUCAUUACAGAAAACGAUCCAUGCGACAGUUCAUCUUUAUUAAAAGACUCAAAAUGAUUUUAAGUACAACAAUAUCGAGGUUUGGCAAUUGACUCACAUUGAAAAUAGGCAUUAAAAAAACACAACAGAACAAACUCUCUUUAUUCUUAGGUUCAGAUACUAGGCACCAGCUACCGCUGUGGAACACAGAACACAGCGCUGUAAACUUUCAUUUGUUAGCUUCGUCUGAGUCUGACGCCGCACCGAUUCCUUGAUGGGUCAUGCGACACAAUGGACAUGCACCCAAAUACGCGCUGCGGUCAAAGUGCCUAAUAUGUGUUCAAUAUAAUAAAGUGAUAGCAAAAUCUUAAGUUAAACUCUCCACAUGAAACCAUCCCUUUCUGUCGUUUUAAAGUAUGUCUCGUGGUAGGAAUGUUUUUUUGAUUUUGUUUACAUCCAUUGGUCCCGGGUUUGGUUUGCGGUCGGACAGACGCCCGCUGGCUCUGGUUCGGCGGGGUGCGUCCGGUGGGACUCCCAGUGUGGUUGGCGGUGGCUCUGGUAGUGGCUGAGGUCUGUAAUGGCGAUGGCAGUGGUGUGUCUGGCUGGCCCCUAGCGCCGGUCUCCGUGGUCCUCCUCCACCCAGGCCACGAUCUUCCCCUCCCAGCCAGGCACCACCGCCCCGUCGUGGAACACCUGUAGACACCCCCCGCGGACAUAUUAACACCUCCAAUGUGUACGCACACACACAAACUAACACAGUUGCUCAGAAGGACCGAAUGGGACUGCAGAAAAACUAUAAACAAACUGUGCAGCGUAUUACAAAAGGCGUUCAAUAGCCCUAGGAUGUGGUUCUGCUACAACCAAAGCAGGUCUGCAAGGAGAAGCAAAAUGCGACUGAAAGCGAAAGUAAUACUUGACUUUAGGACCUCAA